AUGGCCGAGAAAAUCGCCGGCCCCUUCGUGGAUCUAUACCGCCACCUCUCCAGCAAGGGCAGGAAGCUCCAGAAUGUCUCUUCCGAAAAGGGCAUAUCCCCUGAGAGUCUCCUCGCCCUUCUCCACGACAAUGGAAGAGUCAACGAUGUUAUUCGCCGGCAGCUUCAAGACACAGACGGAAAGGAGAUACUAGCCAUAUCGAAGAGGAUCAAGAGGCUACUCGAUGUUUGCCUCGUAUUCAUGGCCUGGAUCAUGUUUGCUCUGAAUUCCUUCGACCGGAGCAGUCUCGGGAAUGCACGAGUCAUGGGCUUGCAGCAAGAUCUGGACAUGAACUCAAACCAGUACGGUCUCGCCAUGAUGCUGCUUUUUAUUGCAUAUGUCAUGGCACAGGUUCCCUCGAACUACUACCUGGCAAAGGGACGCCCUUCAAUCUAUCUCCCCGGCGUGAUGGUCCUUUGGGGCUGUGUGUGCACGGCCACGGCAUUCGUGAAGGCUCCGUCACAGUUGUACGCAGUGCGCUUCCUCUUGGGUCUCCUGGAGGCGCCUUUCUGCGUCGGCUGCCUGUUCCUCAUCUCGUCCUGGUACACAAGGACCGAGCUUGGGCUACGCAGUGCCAUCCUUUUGACCGCGCCCAUGACGGCGAACGCCUUCUCUGGCCUUAUCGCUUUUGGAAUCUACGACACAAUCGACGGAGCAAGGGGCCUGGAGGGCUGGCGCUGGCUGUUCGUUGUAGGCGGUGUCAGCACGGUCUUCAUUGCUUGCGUCGCUUUUUACGUCCUUCCGGAUUUCCCGUCCAACACCCGCUACCUUUCUGAGAAAGAGCUCGCGGUUGCUCAACUGCGAUUGAUUGCCGACGGUGUUCAGGCUGAUGAAAGCGAAAAUGGCCGCUGGCGUGGCCUAGCCAUGGCCGUCAGCAGCUGGCAGGUGUGGGUUUUCGCGGGGAUGUUCCUGCUUCUGGCGAUCGGCGCAUCGGUACACAACUUCUUCCCCUCGGUCGUCAACACGCUCGGGUUUUCCCGAAACACGACCCUGUGGAUGACGGCGCCUCCGUAUCUCGUUGGAGUUGUCGUCACCAUCGCCAACAGCCUGUUCGCUGACCGGCAUCGAAACGCUUCUUUCCACGUUAUCGGGCCGGCCGCGCUGGCAACGCUGGGUUUCUUGCUAUUCUUGCUCGACCCACCGUCCGCACGAGGCGGUGUGUGGCUUCGCUACGCCGCGGCUUUCCUCAUGAUUGUUGGUGCGCAUUCGGGGUAUCCGGUCGUUCUCUCUUGGGCACAGAAGACAGUACGCCGGCCUAGAGAGAUGCGAGCUUGCGCUAUCGCCAUCAUCAAUGCCUCUGGAAGCAUAUCACAGAUCGUAACUUCCGAACUGUAUCCAAAUCGAUGGGCGCCGAGGUAUGUACAGUCGAUGUCUCUGAAUACAUCGUGCGCCCUGGGAGCUAUAUUGCUUGCGAUUCUCAUGCGUACGAUGCUGCGACGUCAGAACAAGAGACUGGAUCGAGAAGAGGCGGCUGUCAUUGCUGCGAUGCAGGACUUCCCGGGUACGGAUGCAGCAGGACAGGCGACAGGACUUUCGUGGAGGUACAUCACUUGA
This is a messenger RNA of Cladophialophora immunda, 1593 nucleotides long. RefSeq lists its product as uncharacterized. Bases 1 to 1593 code for a protein of 530 amino acids. The record is from RefSeq and is a predicted model, not a curated record. Gene Ontology annotation, molecular function: transmembrane transporter activity. Gene Ontology annotation, biological process: transmembrane transport. Lineage: Eukaryota; Fungi; Ascomycota; Eurotiomycetes; Chaetothyriales; Herpotrichiellaceae. The transcript is spliced from 3 exons. Gene Ontology annotation, cellular component: membrane.